This is a messenger RNA of Triplophysa dalaica, 5266 nucleotides long. It is a transcript of the gene elfn1a, whose product is annotated as extracellular leucine-rich repeat and fibronectin type III domain containing 1a. Gene Ontology annotation, molecular function: protein binding. Gene Ontology annotation, cellular component: plasma membrane. The coding region runs from base 836 to 3211 and encodes 791 amino acids. The record is from RefSeq and is a predicted model, not a curated record. The transcript is spliced from 3 exons. Lineage: Eukaryota; Metazoa; Chordata; Actinopteri; Cypriniformes; Nemacheilidae.
GAGCGGUGCUCCGGCUCCGCUCCGUAACCCAACAAAUAAAUCACUGGAAGCAGUUAAAACUUGCUCUGAGACAGGCAAAGCUGUCGUGUAGCGUUUAAAGGGAACUUCAGCCAUGUGCUCUGUCUGUGCGGAAUACAUAAAGGCUCUGCCUUGAAUUAAUCACUCGCUCUUUAAUGGAUCUUUGAGGAUCGCACUUGACGCAGUGAGGAGCUGCAGCUCUUUGUAUUCCGAGGCCAACAGGAAUCUUGUGUUUUUCCCCCGUCCGAUAUCUACUGCCUCUUACAAAAUGUCAAGGGGUUCAUGGUGACAUAGGGACCCCGCUUUUGGUUACGGAGAGACUACGGGGCUCUUGCUUCGCUGCGCGAAAGAGAGACAGGCCAGAUACUGAUGGUGGAUCUCAGACAUGUGUGUGAUCACUGGACAUUUUGACCCGAUCAGUCGGGGGUGCACCUCUGGGCCCAUAAAUGAGACUAAAAUGGUGGAUGAGAAGACGAGACAAGAGGAUGAAAGCCAUCAACAAUGCUGUACUCUGGGGAAAUAAGCACAGGCCAUUUUGACUUGGAGAAACACUAAGACCCAGCUAUACCACUCCACUAUAGUGAAACGCUCUCCAUUUGAGACCCAACCUGUAAAUGCAUAAGCUAUGGUCUUUAAUAAAAGGCUUGACAUUUCAGUACAAAAACCCUCAACUCAUGUGAAAUAGUUAUCUGGACCAUACACUGGACUUUCCAUCCCUUGGCUGAAUCAAGGGAAAGGGUUUUUUACCCUGCCAGAAUACUGUGAGGUUCCAUCCAGCCUAUUAAAACUCAAGUGAUUCCCCAAGCUGGUAUUGCUCAUGGCUUCCAGGAGGGCUUCAGGAGCUUUUAAUGGAGGCAUGUUGAAGUGUGCCUUCUUCUGGUCUUUGGCAUUAAUCUAUCUGACUCGCAUAGCUGGAGUAAGGGGGGAUUGCUGGCUUAUAGAAGGAGAAAAGGGAUUUGUAUGGCUGGCUAUUUGCAGCCAAAACCAGCCACCCUAUGAAGCUAUCCCUCAGCACAUCAACAGCACCAUAGUGGACCUUCGUUUGAAUGAGAACAAGAUCAAAAGCAUCCAGUACUCUGCCCUUAGCCGCUUUACCAACCUAACAUAUCUGAAUCUGACGAAGAAUGAGAUUAAUUAUAUUGAAGAUGGGGCUUUUUCAGCCCAGUUCAAUCUACAGGUUCUCCAGUUGGGCUUUAAUAAACUGCGGAAUUUAACAGAAGGGAUUCUCAGGGGUUUGGGCAAGCUGCAGUACCUCUACCUCCAGGCCAACCUGAUUGAGACUGUGACACCCAAUGCCUUUUGGGAGUGCCCAAAUAUAGAAAACAUUGACCUUUCCAUGAAUCGCAUCCAGGUGCUAGAUGGCUCCACAUUCACUAGCUUGACUAAGCUGACCACCUGUGAGCUCUACACCAAUCCUUUCAAUUGUUCCUGUGAGCUCUUUGGGUUUGUCAAGUGGCUCUCAGUCUUUCCCAACAGAACAAGCGAACGGAUGGUGUGCGAUUUACCUGCCGAAUUCUCUGGCUCCAAUCUCCUAAGCCAGAACCCAAACAAUCCAACGGAUCGUAACGCUCUGCAUAUGCUGUCCACUGUGUGCACGGAAGACUAUGUGACAACGUACAACCCUGUGCCUCCUGAGACCACUUCUCUCCCUCCAGACUCAACACCGUGUGGGCUGGAAGACUGUCCGUCUGGGACCGAGCCUGAGGAAAUCAGCAUUAGUCCCACUUACAUAGACUUAGAUGUGAAACCAAUCAUGAAACUUAAGCAGGUGACUUACACAAAUGCAGUAAUCACUGUUCAGAUUCCUUACCCCUACAAGAAAAUGUACAUCCUGGUUCUGUACAACAACAGCUUUUUCACUGAUAUACAAAAUCUCAAACGGCAAAAGGAAGAUAUUGAACUGAGAAAUCUAAAACCCCACACCGACUACACCUACUGUGUGGCUUCCAUAAGAAACUCCUUGCGUUUUAAUCACACCUGUUUGACUCUAUCCACAGGGCCUAGAAAUGGAAAAGAGAGAGUAGUUAGCAAUGCAACAGCCACUCACUACAUAAUGACCAUCUUAGGAUGUCUGUUCAGUAUGGUAAUCAUUUUAGGCAUUGUCUAUUAUUGCUUACGGAAAAAGAGACAGCAAGACGAAAAGCACAAAAAGGCAGGCAAUUUGAAGAAAAACAUCAUUGAGCUUAAAUACGGUGGGGAACUGGAAGGUGGGACAAUUUCCAGGAUGUCCCAAAAGCAAAUGAUGGCUGGGGAGAGCAUGACCCGAAUGCCCUACCUACCCUCAGGCAGUGACAUGGAGCAAUACAAAUUGCAAGAUAUAACCGACACGCCAAAAAUGGCCAAAGGGAAUUACAUGGAAGUGAGGACAGGGGAGCAUCCAGAUCGAAGGGAAUGCGAGAUGUCAAUGCCUAGCAACAGCCAAGGCUCUGUUGCAGAGAUCUCAACAAUUGCAAAGGAGGUGGACAAGGUCAACCAGAUCAUUAACAAUUGUAUAGAUGCUCUAAAAUCAGAGUCCACGUCCUUCCAAGGGGUGAAAUCUGGUGCGGUGUCAACGGCAGAACCUCAGUUAGUCCUUAUUUCAGAGAAGCCUCAAAGCAAGUCUGGUUUCCUUUCACCUGUCUACAAGGACAGCUACCACCACUCUUUACAAAGACAUCACCUUUCAGAUGCCUCUCCAAAGCGCCCAAGUACAGCCACCGGUGGUCCCAAUCGGAGCCCAAGGCCUUAUCGCUCCGAGUCGAAGUACAUCGAGAAAACCUCGCCCACUGGGGAGACCAUUCUGACUAUCACACCCGCAGCUGCAAUACUAAGGGCAGAAGCAGAGAAGAUUCGCCAGUAUAGCGAGCAUCGACAUUCCUACCCUGAUUCCCACCAAAUCGAAGAGCUGGAAGGACCAGACAGCCGGAAAACCUCCAUCUUGGAGCCCCUGACAAGGCCUCGGCCCAGAGACUUGGCUUACUCACAGCUUUCUCCCCAUUACCACAAUCUCAGUUACUCUUCAAGUCCUGAGUACUACUGCAAACCGUCGCACAGCAUUUGGGAGCGCUUUAAACUCCAUCGCAAGCGCCACAAAGAUGACGAGUAUAUGGCCGCAGGCCACGCCCUGAGGAAGAAAGUGCAGUUUGCUAAGGAUGAAGACUUGCAUGACAUUCUAGAUUACUGGAAGGGAGUGUCAGCUCAACAAAAAUCUUAAUUCAGUUUUUUGUCUGUGUCUUUUUCACUUUUGAUGGACUACAAAGAACAGGACUGAAAUGAAUCCUAAUAAUCUAGUGAAAUGUGGAUAAAAAAUUACAAUUUAGGGAAAAAGGUUUGUGUACCAAAAGAUGCUACUCAAAGCAACAAGAGGAGAAUAUAUUGCAAAUAUAAAAUAUAUAUAUAUAUAUAUGUUAAAAUGGAUUUUUAGUAUUUGGUUUCCGCAUGGCCAAGUCCUGUGACAGUGGAUUUGCUGUUGUGUACUGUGAGACUCAAAAGAAUCCAACAGUGACAUACGUCUUCUGAAUUCUUAGUAUUUCUUCUUGCAGGACCACUGAAAUUUAUGGACAGUUUUCUCCCAAUAUUUGAGUUGUUCUAAAUACAAAUGAAUUAUGUACAGAUACUGUUUCUAUAUUUGCAACGUUUGCUGUUAAAAAAUGGAAAAAAAUCUAUAAUGUGUAUGAUUCAGGUUUAGACCAUGGAUUUUGGAGUUAGCUCCUGUGAUAUUUUCUGUCCUUAAAUGAAUGUUUACCGUCCUGAUGGAUAAACAUUGCACUGGUCAAUGAAAUGGCAUAUUUUCCUUUGGACAACGGUUUACGCAACCCUGCUUUGCCAAUUUUCUGUCUUCAGCCACGCCAUUGAUCAAACCGCACAAUAUUACACAAAGGCUGAUGAAAUAUUAUAUUUGUGUAAAUCUUGACCACAAAGUGUAUCAGUUUGGUUGGGAUGGUGUAGAUGAAACAUCUGCAUAAAUGAUUGCAAUGUCAAAGUAGAGAAAGAUAAAACAGAAAAAAAAUCUGUUCGUUUUGAUUUGUUUACCAGUAUUACUCCACAAAAACACUUCUGCUUUGACCUUAAGAUGCCUAAUAAUAGUGAGGGUUAUCUGAUCAUGAACCAAAGUGCUUGGUUGGCAGCUCAUCACACAUUUCCUGCAGAUGUUUUCCACCCAUCUCGAGCCAACAGCCCAAUGAAUGAAUGUACUACAUACAGUUUAACGAAAAGCAGCCUUUCAGCUGCAGUUAGUUUUUUUUAACCAUCUGAUAUUCAUUUUCUAUGCUGUUUGCUGAGUUAUAUUCAUUCUACUUUUUCUGUUUCAUGUAUUUCUCAUUUCUGUCAAUAAUAUCUAAUCAGAAAAAAGUUUAUAAAUCUAAGGGUAUGUUUAGGCUUUUCUACUGUUUGGCGGGUAUAAAUGCUUUUAUAAAUGUUGAACGCCACUGCACGGACAUGGAAAUGAUCAGCGCUGACCAGGAGGGUGAGACUUGAGAGAAAAGGACUACAUUAUUUAGCUGAACUGUUGCCACUAGAUCAGCUGAACCUAUUUACGGGAAGUUACUGGGUCGUCCAAUUUUUUUAUUUCAACCGCCUUAAACUUCUGAAAAUACCUGUGUAACUGUAUUUUUCUUUUUCUUUAAAUGUUGAUGUUUUUGAAAAGUCUUCAUCUGUUGUCUUUUUUUUAAAAGACGAAACAUUUCAGUAGAUUUCAAGAGCUGUCAGAUUUAUAGAUAAUCUAGCGAGUAACCUAUAUGUUUUUAUAUUGCAUAGUGUAGCACUCCUGUAUCUCAUUCAACUUAGAUCUGUUGGGAAAUCUGUGAAUGGGGAACAUCAGAUUCAAACAAGAGCACAAUGAGUGUUAUUUUGUAUUUCUUAAUAAUAUGUUACCUGCUUUCAGACAGAGUACUGUGAAAUAAAGGAAAGGGUGCACCCAUACUCUCAAUAUUCUCAUGAUGACAUUCUUUUGGAGUCCACUGGUAUAUUUUUUCUCUUGUGAAUGUGUGUGUACCUUUACUUCAUCCAAAAAUAAAAAAUCUGUCAUCAUUUACUCAACAUUGAGUCAUUUAAAAUCUGAAUACAUUUCUUUGUGUUGAGGAACACCAAAAGAUGUUUAGAAGAAUGCUCGUAACCAAACAGUUAUUUUGGCCUCCAUUGACUAGCCUACCAUAGUAGGAAAAAUGAAAAUACUGCAAAACUGUUUGCUUUUCUACAUUCUUUAAAAUAUAUUAUUUUGUGUUCAACAAAACAAAGAAAAUUAUACAGAUUUGGAUGAAGGGAGUCAUGA